Stylonychia lemnae is the source of this 1365-nucleotide messenger RNA. The record is from the annotation of a GenBank genome assembly. Lineage: Eukaryota; Ciliophora; Spirotrichea; Sporadotrichida; Oxytrichidae.
AUGAGAAGAUCUUCAAAGAUUAGAAAAUAGAAGCUACUAGAUGAGAUAGAAGAGCUUAAACAGGGGCUUGAGGACAUGAAAAGGGUGGCUUCUUUUUAAAAUGCCACAUCGACUCUGGACCACACUUUGCAAAACGCCGAUUCAUCGAAUUCAGGUCGCAACUAUUAUUCAAACACUAUACCCUACAAAUCAUAAUCCACUAAUAAUUAAAAUCAACUAAGCAGCGCCCCAUAAUCUUACGUGAAUCUCAAAAGCAUAGAAUAAGAUGACCGCGAAAGAAUUCUACUUUUAGACACAAUUCAAUAAUUAAAGAAGUAAGCUUAAAUCUCUGAAGAGGAAAACUUUCUACUUAAAAAACAGCUUGAUGAAAAUGAAAAACUCAUUUCAAUGUAAAGAAAAGAGAUCACAGAUACUAAAGGUAAACUGUAGGGUUUAGAUAUCAAAGUCUCUAUGCUAGAGAAAAAGUUAAACAAUGAGUUAUUGAGAAAUAAAGACUUAGAGCAGAGAAUUUAAGCGCUUUAAAUAUAACUAUAAAAUAAGGAUGAUUCUAGUAUCUUAGAAAGAUAGGUUGAUAGUCAUCUAGACAGAAGUAGUCUAAACUAUUUAGAACAAGCUCACAAAAUGCAAACAGAUUAAUUAAGAGGACAUUAGGAACAUUAAUUGCUGUCUAUCGAAAAGAAAUUGCACAACAGCUAUAGAUUCAAGCCAGUUGAUAAAAUAGAUUAAAAUCGUGCUAAACGGGAUGAAGUAAGUGAAUACUUAGAUGGAGAGAGCUAACUAAAUGUCACAGCUGGAAACGCGUUCUUAAAGGAUAAGAUCAGGAGGAAUAGUUCUUUCGUAAGUAAUACCACGAAGAGAAUUAAUCAGACUCAGAUUAUAAAUGAUAGAGACUUGCAUGACUAAAGUAACCUCCUUAACGAUAGUCAUAACAACAAGGAAAAUGACAGUUAAAAUUAGAUGAUAAGGCUUUUUCCAGAUAGAGCAAUCAAGGCCUCUGCUUUUAUUGAUGUGUUUAAUAUGGAGAAAUAAGUUAUUAGAAUCAAGAAUCCCUUGAAGAAGCUUGCUUAAGAUGUCGACCAUGCGUAAAUUUAUCAAUUUUCAAUUAUUUAUAGAGUGUAGGAUUUGCUGACAUAACUAGGGGAAAGGAAUAUAAACUUGAAACUGGCAAAGGUUAAAGACUUAAUAUAUGAAAUAUAGAUUCCUACUAUAUAGGAUGAAAUACCUCAGAUUAAAACUAAAUUGCUUAAAUUUGGACUAAGUGGGAAUACAUUAAUGGUCCGUCUAGGAGGUGGCUACAUUGAUCUAUUAGAAUAUUUGGACAGACAAGGAUUUCUUAUUGGCCUUGACGGUAUGUAGACUGUUUGA